Molecule: messenger RNA, 2945 nt
Organism: Rhodofomes roseus
Lineage: Eukaryota; Fungi; Basidiomycota; Agaricomycetes; Polyporales; Fomitopsidaceae
Exons: 3
Coding region: 229-2709 (826 amino acids)
Source: RefSeq, a predicted model, not a curated record
AGUGCGCGUUGAAACAACCUGAGGCAAGUGUCAACCUGCGGGAUGGGCGGCACGUGUCCGCCAGUGAUGGCCCGUUUUAGCGUGAUGUGCUGCCAUCCAGCACUGCAGCGGACGCAGCCUAUGCCUUAGCGACCACCUCCCUCGCCCUCCAUACGCUCUUCUUCUACUCCUCUGAGGGCAGGCCCAUCUCCUUUUGCGUAUUGAACAUCAUUGACGCGCUCUAACACCAUGGCUACCGCCGCCCCCGCGAGAGCUACGCCCGCGUCGCGACGCUCGUCCUCAGUGACCUCAACGGGUCCCACCACGCCUUCCGCCUCCAUUGCCAGAGGCGCGACCGCUCGCUCAGCUGUCUCGCCACGCGUAACGGCCUCCAUGAAUAGUACCGCCGCCGCCCGUCGAGGUUCUCUCAAAGGCGCCACGCCGCCUGCGAGCAUUGUCAAUGGGGAGGCGCGAGAAACGCGCGAGUCCUUGUCGGCUUCCCUGAAGGAAGAGACAGAAAAGAAAGAACAGCUCCUGGUCCAAUUGCAGGACAAGGACCAGACGAUCGCUACUCUUACGACCGACAAUGACAACGUCAAUUCGGCGCUCAAGACUGCCGAAACCCGCCUUGCGGAGAUGUAUGCUGAGCAGAAUCGCAUGGAGGAGGAGAUGGCGGCUCGUAUCGACAUUGCCGAGAAAUUACGGACUCAAGUCCGCGACCUCGAGAAAGACAAACGUGACAUCCAACGACGGUAUAACGAACAGGCUACGACAUUCGAGGCAGAGCGCCAGGCGUUCUAUGACAACGAGCAACAUUUGAAAUCUCGUAUACAAUCCCUCACUUCAGCUCGCAAGCAACCAGCUCCUCCAUUGACAUCGCCUUCUGUGGCAUCUAUUGCCGAGACCGAGACAGAAGAGGAUGCCGACACGGAGGCCGACACGCAAGAGGACCCCAACGCCUCGCAGGCCGAUGGACAAGAUAUCAACGACCCCGAACAGGAACCUGCCGAGAUGACCGCGCUUAAACUCGAGUUAUCUACCCUUUCCACGUCGUACUCUUCCCUCCAACAGACUCUGGUCCUCUUGCAGACGCAGCUCCAGGAUCUGAAGCGCGUCAACAACGAGCUCCAAGAGGAGAACGAGUCCUACAACAUCCUCCUUCGUGAGAGGACGUUGAAUGGCCAAUUCGACAUCUUGCGCAUGGGUGGUGGCACGAGCGUCAGCGAGGCGAGUGCCAGCGAGACAGGCGACGACGACGAAGCAGAGGGUGACAGCAGGGAUGGCGAAAGUCUCAGGAGCCGAAACACUGGCCGGAGCGUGCUUGACCCCGUGGAAGAGCUGGUUGAAAGCGAGCUCGAUCCGGCCUUUAAGCUGGAUGGCGAACAGGACCAAGAAGGCUCAGAGGAGGGCGAGCGCGCCUCCAACGUUCGUAGACACGCUCGCAAGCGGUCCAAGUCACACUCCCCUCAGCCACGCGGGGAGUCGCUUGCGAAUUUGCCCAUUACUGGUCCUGGACUGGACUUGGCUGCCGAGCUUGGGCGUGCCGAGAACAAGGAUAUCCUGGAAGGUCGUGUACCGCUGGAGAACGAGCGGGUCGUUCCCGGUGGCCGGAACAAGAAGGGGAGGAAGGCCUCCGACACAACUCGGAAAGUCUCGAUGGCAUCCGAGCCCGGUAUGGAAUUCGGUGGGGUGGACGAUAUCGACGCACUACGGAACGAAGUUAAGAGUCUCAAGGACGCCAACAAGGCCUUGUCGCUCUACGCUUCCAAGAUCAUCGACCGCAUCAUCUCCCAGGAAGGCUUCGAGCAUGUCCUUGCUGUCGAUUACGAUAGCAAGGCUCCCAUGACGCCUAACACGGCAGCUACGUUCACGACCUUCAGCAAGCCCCCUGCAGGGAACGCGCAGCCAUCCAAGAAGGGCCGCCCUCAGUCAGCUAUCUUCUCCUUCUCUUCCUCCAGUCCGAACCCGCCUCAGUCGCCGGGACUGACUACGUUUAAUUCCCCGCCCACUCCGAACACGGCGAGCCCGCCGAAGCCUCCUGCGUCAGCGCGGGCCUCUCGUCGCUCGCUGUCUUUCGACUGGAAGAGCUUCAGCAUGUUCGGCGGUAGUGACAAGAAGCCUGAGCAGAACCCGAACCUCAGGCCGCUCACAUUACGAGCGGGCAGCAGCCCCGUCGUGACGGGUGGGCGCAAGCUCGACACACAAGAGGACGAGGAGGAUCGGAAAGAGCGGGAGCGGCUCAACGCGACCAUGAAGCUCAUGGGCAUAGAGAAGCCUCCAGCGGUCCAGAAGAGUUACUCUACGUCGUCAGACCCUACGCGUCCGGCCGCGAUCGACACCUCGAACUUGAACUCGCCGGCCACGGCUAGCACUGCGACCCCGUUGCCGCCGACGCCAUCGUCCCGCUUCUCGCUCUUCCGGCGUACGCCGUCGAUGACCACAUCCGACGCUUCCUCUGGGCGGUCGUCUGGGCAGGGAAGUCCGUAUACUAACGGCGGGAACACCCCUAACCUGACGCAGGAGGCCCUGGAACAGGCCGAGGCUGAAGGGGCUAUUGCUGCGCUGGAAGCCCAUGAGCGGCAUCUGAGCGCUGAGAUUGCCAAGGGUAGCCCGGGCGGAUUCACGGAGAUCCCGAGACGCAGCAGUGAUCGUCGCAGCAGCAGGAAGAGCGGCAGCGGCAGCACUGUCUGGAGCGCCGGGAUGAGCAAAGGCGAGGACGGGGACGAUUGAAAGUUGGACGACGGCUUGCGGACCGUCUUGUACAAUGGAUAAAGGUCUGAAUCGGCAUUUGGGGGAUCUCGUUCGCUUGCAUUUAUGGUUAUACCCUCACUUCGUUGCACACGCAACAUCUACAUAUGACAUUUCGCAUCUUGCCAUGCAUCUCCGAACUCGCAUUCGGGUUGUUAUCAUCGGUUAUACCAGUAUCGUACAUACCGCCUGUGUAGUACCACCACUAAUGUCGCUCU